UCAAUCACUCAAUCCGUGAUUUCCAUAGAAUUUUUUUCCAAAACAGUGUCUUCCCUGUGUUGCUUGCCGGCAACCGUUUUCUAGUUUGCAAUCACGAAGCUUCCACGUUUCACCACCCACCUCAAAAACCUUUAAACCCACCCCAUGUGGUUGCGACAAAAAAGUCUUAAGACUCUUGUAACGCACAAACACCCACUUACCCUAUAAAUAUCUUUCCCAUUUCCAUCAUCAAUCUUACCCUAAUCCACCAAUAAUGAAUCCUAUUCUUCCCUUACUCCUAACUCUUUUACUCUCCCCCUUUUCAACCUUAGCCCAAACCCCCAAUUCAAUUUACCAAUCAUUUCUCCAAUGCCUCCCGUUGAACUCACCCGAGUCUGUAGACGAACUCUCCGCAGUCGUAUACAGCUCGACGGUGAACUCGACCUCAUAUACAACCCUUCUCCAAGACUACAUAAAAAACCAACGGUUUAACAGUUCCUCAACCCCUAAACCGUUGGUUAUUGUAACCCCCGCUACCGAAUCUCAAGUCCAGGCCACGGUUAUCUGCGCCAAGAAAAUCGGGGUCCAGAUUAAGAUUCGGAGCGGGGGUCAUGACUACGAGGGAAUCUCGUACGUCUCGUCCGAACCCAACUUUAUCAUCCUUGACAUGUUCAACUUUAGAAACAUUGAUGUUAAUAUUGAAAACGAGACAGCUGUAGUUGGGGCUGGAGCACAGCUGGGGGAACUGUACUAUCGUAUUUACGAAAAAAGUAAAGUCCACGGGUUCCCCGCAGGUGUCUGUCCGACAGUUGGUGUCGGCGGACAUUUAAGCGGGGGCGGGUACGGUACAAUGCUCCGUAAGUACGGACUGUCUGUUGAUCACGUGAUUGAUUUCCGGAUUGUGGAUAGUAACGGUCGGGUUUUGGAUAGGAAGUCGGGUGGGGAGGAUCUUUACUGGGCGAUACGCGGAGGUGGCGGUGGUAGUUUUGGCGUUAUAUUGUCGUAUACGGUUACGUUAGUUCCUGUGCCUGUGGUGAACACUGUGUUUCGGAUAAUGAAAACGCAGGCGGAAAACGCGGCUGCGCUUGUUUCGAAAUGGCAGGAGGUUAUGCCUAAUAUUGAUGAUGAUUUGUUUAUAAGAAUUUUGUUGCAACCGGUUACGGUUAACAAGAAAAAAACGGGUCGGGCUACGUUUAUUGCUCAUUAUUUGGGUGAUAAGAACAAAUUGGUGGAGUUAAUGGAUAAAAACUUUCCAGAAUUGGGUUUGAAAAGGGAAGAUUGUAUUGAAGUGAGUUGGAUUCAGUCAGUACUCUACUGGGCUAACUUCGAUGUGAACACGACUAAGCCGGAGAUCCUGUUGGAUCGACAUUCGGACAAAGUUAACUUCGGGAAAAGGAAGUCGGAUUAUGUUCAAAAACCGAUUUCAACAUCCGGGAUGACAUCUAUUUUCAACAAGCUUGUUGAAUUGGGUAAAAUUGGGUUCGUGUUUAAUCUUUAUGGUGGAAGGAUGUAUGAGAUUGCGGCGGAUGCAACCCCGUUCCCUCACCGCGCUGGGAAUCUUUUCAAGAUUCAGUAUUCGGUUAAUUGGAACGAUGCGGAUCCGGUAUUGGAAGCGAAUUAUUUGAAUCAGAGUCGGGUGAUGUAUGAGUUUAUGACACCGUUUGUGUCGAAGAAUCCGAGAGGCGCGUUUUUGAAUUACCGGGAUCUUGAUAUCGGCGUGAUGAGCAAGAACAGUUAUAGUGAAGGUGAGGUUUAUGGGGAGAAGUAUUUCAUGGGGAAUUUCGAAAGAUUGGUGAAGAUAAAGACCGCGGUUGAUCCCGAUAACUUCUUCAGAAACGAGCAGAGUAUCCCGACAUCUCCCGGAAAAUCCUCAGCCCCUUCAGGUAGUUACGGUGGGGAUGCGAGAAAGACAACAAACAUUCAACUGUUGUUGCCAUGGUUGUACUUGUACAAGAUCUUCUUGUGAUGAUUUUGAGUGUGUGGCCGCGAUCAUCGUCAUAAAAGUCCUUUUGUUUUGUUUCGUGAUUGUCCAGAUAUGAUUUUAAAGCUGGGGUCUCGGCCUUGCUGGUCUCUGUCAUCAUCUCGGAUAAAAGUAUGGUUUACCACGUCCUCUCGCAUAGGCGUAUAGGGGUGUCUUCCUAGAAGGAGCAACCUCUUUAUAGGAGGGUCUUCCUAGAAGCAGCAACCUCUUUAUCGUCUGGGUGGGUAAGGUUGUUGUUCUUGUUGAUGUUUUGACUUGUGAUUGGUUCGACAAGAAUUUAAGUCACCCGUUGGAUAUUUGCAACUUAUUUGAUUGUAAUAAGUGAUUUAUUUACAGCGCAAAGUUAUUUGAUUGUGACUUUGACCAGUCACCUCUA
This is a messenger RNA of Helianthus annuus (common sunflower), 2336 nucleotides long. Its product is annotated as berberine bridge enzyme-like 21. Lineage: Eukaryota; Viridiplantae; Streptophyta; Magnoliopsida; Asterales; Asteraceae. Bases 254 to 1945 code for a protein of 563 amino acids. The record is from RefSeq and is a predicted model, not a curated record. Gene Ontology annotation, molecular function: FAD binding; oxidoreductase activity. The transcript has 2 exons.